AUGACUUUCUCGUUCAGUCUGUCUGCGUCUCUGGGUCUCGUUUCCCUGGCCGUCCUUCUGGUUGUACUCUGGAGGUCAACUCUCCGUCAAGGCCCCUUGCCUCCUGGUCCUCCCCGUCUUCCCCUUGUCGGCAAUCUCUUGGAUAUCCCAAAGAUUUCGCCGUGGGUAGCUUAUCGAGACCUCAGCAGAAAAUAUGGCAAGAUUCUGUCACUGGCGGCGUUCGGUCAGACACUCAUCAUCGUGGAUGAUACUGAUAUCGCCGUCGAACUUCUUGAGAAGCGCUCGUUGAAUUACUCGUCUAGGCCCGAGUCUCACAUGGUCGCGCUUGUAGGAUGGGACUGGAAUUUCGGGUUCUUCCCCUACGGACCGCAAUGGCGCCGUUACCGGCGAGCAUUUUGGCAACAGUUCGAUACCGGCGCGGUAGCCAAGCAUGACCCUCACGUAAGGAGAGGCGCCGCUAUGCUGCUCUCAAGGCUUCUCCAGGACAAGCCAGAGCCCUCCGAAGAUAUACGCUACACCUUGGGAGCUAUUGUCAUCGGGAUGACCUACGGGAUACAAGUUGCAGAGAAGGAUGACAAGUAUGUCGCUCUUGUAGAAGAAGGGAGUGCUACGGCAGAAUACCUCCUUCCGGGUACGUCUAUUCUCGAGUUCCUGCCCGUACUCGCGCGACUGCCUACGUGGGUGCCUGGUACCUCAUUCCUGCGUACUCUGGAGCGCUGCCGUGAAACGGUUCGCCAGUUGCGACUUGUACCUUGGAAUGACACGAAGCAGGAUAGACUGGAAGUAGCGUACGAUGCGAAUAAUAUCGCCGCUGAGAUGCGUGAGGCGCUGUCUCAGUUGACUGUUGAAUCGGCGGCUGAGGAGGAAGCCGUGGCAUUGGACGUCACUGCUUCCAUCUACUCAGCUGCUGCUGAGACGACCUUCGCUACCCUGUGUGGCUUCUUCCUGGCAAUGUCCCUUUACCCAGACGUACAGAGGAAAGCUCAGGCCGAGUUGGAUACCGUCGUUGGGCCUGGACGUCUUCCCGAGCUUAAGGACCUAGAUCAGCUGCCCUACGUCAACGCGGUGGUCAAAGAAGCCUUACGCUGGCAUCAUCCCGCCCCUCUGGGUAUACCCCAUGUGAGCUCCCAUGACGACGAGUAUUCAGGCUACUUCAUCCCUAAGGGCAGCGUAGUCCUAGUCAACAUAUGGUCUAUCUUGCAUGACUCGAAGGCGUAUCCACAGCCAGAUGACUUCGUACCGGAACGCUUCUUGAACGAUGGCAAGCUUAAUACCGCAGUCAGAGACCCUUCAACCGUCGCCUUCGGGUUCGGUCGACGUAUUUGCCCUGGGCGACACCUUGCAGAAAACAUGCUGUUCACCUACAUCUCGUGCGUCCUGCACACCUACAAUAUCACACCGCCACUAGACGAGCACGGUCAACCCAUACACAUCCGACCUCGCGGGAAGUCUGGCCUCGUAUCGUAUCUGGAGGAUGUCAGGUGCACAGUCAAGCCUCGGUCUGCGAGUGCUGAGGCGCUCAUAUGCACCUUUGCUGCUGAGCUACAGCAGCAGAAUAGGGCGUAUCAAUGA
This is a messenger RNA of Dichomitus squalens LYAD-421 SS1, 1572 nucleotides long. Its product is annotated as cytochrome P450 98A3. The record is from RefSeq and is a predicted model, not a curated record. Gene Ontology annotation, molecular function: monooxygenase activity; heme binding; oxidoreductase activity, acting on paired donors, with incorporation or reduction of molecular oxygen. The transcript is spliced from 10 exons. The coding region runs from base 1 to 1572 and encodes 523 amino acids. Lineage: Eukaryota; Fungi; Basidiomycota; Agaricomycetes; Polyporales; Polyporaceae.